CUGCCUCGGCGGAGACGUCAAUCGGAAGUGAGGUAUAUGUGCUGGGCCCAUGGUGUCGUCAUUUCCGGAGCGGCUUGGCCUUGGGGGAUUGUAAGAUGGCGGCGAUCAGAAGCGUCAGGGCAGUUGCCGGAGCUCUUCUGCGCGCCCAGGGUCGCGGGGCCUGGAGGACCCUCAGUGCCUCCGCUGCCCCCCAGCAGACACUACGAAGCCAGACAGAGAAACAUGAAGGGCUGUUCAAGGUCACCAUGCUGCCUGGAGAUGGAGUUGGCCCAGAGCUCAUGCAUUCUGUCAAAGAGGUGUUCAAGGCUGCUGGUGUCCCUGUGGAGUUUGACGAGCACCACCUGAGCGAAGUGCAGAACAUGGCAUCGGAGGAAAAACUGGAUGAGGUUGUCGACUCUAUGAAGGAGAGUAAAGUGGCCAUUAUAGGAAAGAUCCACACGCCCAUGGAGUACAAAGGAGAACUGGCUUCCUAUGACAUGAGGCUCCGGCGCAAGUUAGACCUGUUCGCCAAUGUUGUCCAUGUGAACAGUUUACCUGGUUUUAAAACACGACACAACAACUUGGAUCUUGUGAUCAUCCGGGAGCAGACAGAGGGGGAGUACAGCUCUCUGGAACAUGAGAGCGUGAAGGGAGUCAUUGAGUGCCUGAAGAUCAUCACCCGGGACAAGUCGCAGCGCAUCGCCAAAUUCGCCUUCGACUACGCCACCAAGAAAGGGCGUUCAAAGGUCACAGCAGUGCACAAAGCCAACAUCAUGAAGCUGGGGGAUGGGCUCUUCCUCCAGUGCUGUGAAGAGGUGGCAGAAUUGUAUCCCAAGAUCAAAUUCGACACCAUGAUAAUUGACAAUUGCUGCAUGCAGCUGGUGCAGAACCCCCACCAGUUCGAUGUCCUGGUCAUGCCAAACCUGUAUGGAAACAUCAUUGAUAACCUGGCUGCUGGCUUGGUGGGAGGCGCCGGCGUGGUUCCCGGAGAGAGUUACAGUGCUGAGUAUGCAGUGUUUGAGAUGGGCGCCCGCCAUCCCUUUGCCCAGGCCGUGGGCAGGAACAUUGCCAAUCCCACUGCCAUGCUGCUCUCUGCCGCCAACAUGCUGCGGCAUCUCAACUUGGAAUAUCACUCCAAUGUGAUCUCCGAUGCGGUGAAGAGGGUGAUUAAAGUCGGUAAAGUUCGGACGCGGGACAUGGGCGGUUACUCCACCACCUCGGACUUCAUCAAGUCUGUGACUGACAACCUGCACCCACACUAUGGUGUCUAGGUCCCCACCUGAGUGUGGGAGUUCCUUGGACUUCACUUUGUUCUCCAGCACCCAUUUCUAGUGUACAAACCGAAUGGACCUUUCUCACCCUGCUCCCACCCCUAGGGGAGAACCUGAAUCAUGUCACCCGCUCUUAGGCUGCCGAAGCCAACCUGCCUGCCUGAAACCGCAACCCAAAGAGGGAAGGGACUUGCCUCUCCCCCAGCCUAGUUAUCUGUUACCAACCUCAAUCAUGGUCAGAUGGUCACCACAAAGAGACAUGGUCUGAA
This is a messenger RNA of Gopherus flavomarginatus (Mexican gopher tortoise), 1519 nucleotides long. RefSeq names its product isocitrate dehydrogenase (NAD(+)) 3 non-catalytic subunit beta (gene IDH3B). Gene Ontology annotation, biological process: tricarboxylic acid cycle; isocitrate metabolic process. The record is from RefSeq and is a predicted model, not a curated record. Gene Ontology annotation, molecular function: magnesium ion binding; NAD binding; oxidoreductase activity, acting on the CH-OH group of donors, NAD or NADP as acceptor. The transcript is spliced from 12 exons. NCBI's taxonomy places the organism in Eukaryota, Metazoa, Chordata, Testudines, Testudinidae. Bases 96 to 1250 code for a protein of 384 amino acids. Gene Ontology annotation, cellular component: mitochondrion.